AUGGAGAUUAGUCCUAUAUGCAAAAGGAAAACGGAGAACGCCUCCAACACGAUAGCCAUGGGUGCCCGACCCGGAUUUCACAUAUUCUUCGGUGUCAUAAAAAGGAAGCCUCGACCGGAUCACAUCGCAAGUUCUAAAGACAAACGGUCCAAUGUCGCCUCCUCCAACUUCGCGGGAAGACCAUCCACCGUUGUCUCUGUGGACUUCGCUGCAAGACCAUCCGCCGUUGCCUCCGCCGACUUUGCCGGAAGACCAUCAGUUGUCAUCUCCGCCUACUUCGCCGCAGGUAUCUUUUUUUUUUUUGCAAAUUAUGAUGCAACUAUUUUUGAUUUACAACCAGAGCUUACUGAUGGUUAUAGGAUGAAAAAACGCGCAUAUAAGUUGCAAGAUUUUGAAUAG
Molecule: messenger RNA, 399 nt
Organism: Triticum turgidum subsp. durum (durum wheat)
Lineage: Eukaryota; Viridiplantae; Streptophyta; Magnoliopsida; Poales; Poaceae
Source: the annotation of a GenBank genome assembly